Messenger RNA from Neoarius graeffei (lesser salmon catfish), 5737 nucleotides. It is a transcript of the gene fan1, whose product is annotated as FANCD2 and FANCI associated nuclease 1. Gene Ontology annotation, molecular function: flap-structured DNA binding; 5'-flap endonuclease activity; 5'-3' exonuclease activity. Bases 123 to 3089 code for a protein of 988 amino acids. The transcript has 14 exons. Gene Ontology annotation, biological process: interstrand cross-link repair. NCBI's taxonomy places the organism in Eukaryota, Metazoa, Chordata, Actinopteri, Siluriformes, Ariidae. The record is from RefSeq and is a predicted model, not a curated record. Gene Ontology annotation, cellular component: nucleus.
AACAGAUUUCCCCGGCUGUAGAUGACGGCGAAUGUACAAAUGCAUGUUGAUUCCAGGAGAAGGUUCAGAGGCCUAGCUUUAGAGCUAGGUUUCCCCUGAACUACUUCAUAUAUCAGAAGAGCAUGGAUCUCAAGCCUGGUAGAAGCAAGUCCAAAGCCCAUGUCAGGCCUCUAAGAAGACUUUCUGUAGCAAAAAAAGAUGACCAGAAGGGCAAUGCGAAACUGCAGAAGGGCCCUUCUAUUACUUCUUUUUUCAAGAACACACCACCUUCCAAACUGGCCUGCCCACUGUGUGGCAAAUUUGUACCUCGUUUCAAAAUCAAUGAACACAUGGACUCUCAGUGUCGAGACUUUCUUGAGGCAAAUGACGUACAGGCAGCAGCAGCCCAGGACAAUGAACAAGGGAAAAUAUCUUGGCCCUUUUCAAAUAACGCCCCUCAGAGUCCAAAUAAGGAGAAAAACGCAAGCGUGCCUGAAAAUGAUCAGGAGACGAAAACAAGCCCGUAUUUUAACAAGUGUGGCAUAAUGAGACAAGAGUCACCGAAGACAAGUUCCAAUGCUAGAGAGGUCAAGAUAGUCAGUCUUGGGCGUUUGUCUUCAAAACUCUCCAAAAAAGUACUGUUUGUUUCAGAGGACUCCGAAGUUCAUAGCACCCAAAUGUCAAUCAAAGAAGAGCCAAUCUCAAGUGAGCCAAGUAGUUCACAAAAAGAAAACUUUGACGAGAAUGUAAACGUUAAAUCCGAACACCAAGAGACGAAUUCAACGUUAACUACUCGGGCGCCAACUGAAAAUCUACCUCGUGUUGAAAAAGUUGAACAGGCCACGCCAAAAGUAAAAUCACUGGGUCCUGAUGUUUCUCAAACAACAGAAGCCACUGCUUCAUUGAGAUUAAUGAAGAGGAAGAAAGAAGAGUCUCCUGGUGCAGGUGUCACCCCAAACAUGCAGAAGAAAACGCGAUAUUCGGGGAAAAGAACUGCCAAAUCUGGGAGCACUGAUCCAUUACCAGAGGUUGAAGUCAGUAAAUCCAAAAGCAAGGAUGUAGAAAGGGACCAGAUUAUGGCUCCAGAUGGAGGCAGUGAUCUUCCACAGGAUGAUGGUACCUCCUCUGUGGAACAUGGUUCACCCAGACGGCCAUACUACCUUCAGAACUUCCUGACUGUUCUGGAAACCGUGCUGGAGAAUAAGGAUGACCGAGUGCUCUUCAGUGACGAGGAACUCUCGUCUAUCCAGAGAUUCAAGCAGCUGUCGGCGCCUGGACAGAUGCUGUAUGUGCGUCUGUUUCAGAGGAAGCUGAAAUGGCUGCAAGUGAGCAAACUAGAUUAUGCUGAGAUUAGUUCAGACCUCAGUCCUGUUGUACAAGAACUUGUCUCCAAUGGCUUCCUCCAGACAGAGUCUGAACUUGCCGAGAUCCAGGACGUAUUAGAUCUUCUACCUGCUCCGGAGCUCCGAAGCCUGGCCAAGACUUUCCACCUGGGAGGUCCAGGGAACAGUAGCCAGAAACAGCAGCUGGUGGAAGGGCUUCUCCUUUUGUCCAAACAGCGCUCUCUCUUUUCUCUUGUCCCUGGCCAAAGCAGCACUGGUGCAGUCAUUCUCAAAAGGGCAAAACAGCUAGCGGGCUCCUGUGUGUUGCUGUGUCGGGAUCCUCGCGCUAUGUUCUCUCGUGCCCUCCUACUUUUCUCUCUUACUGAUACUCUGGAGGAGGAGGAAAUGGCAUCAGGGGGUCAAGGCCAACUCUACACUAUUCUCCUGGUCAACUCUGGACGUCUGGCUUUCCCUGCCUACACAGUUCAGCGGUCUGCCCGGAUAUUUAGGGACAGGGAAGAUUUAAUCAGAUACGAAGCUGCCAUGCGAACCCUUCAAGAGGUGAUUACAGCAAUGCAGGCUGGUUGCUGGGAGGACGCUCACGUCCUCUAUGCUUCCGCGAAGUCUAACUGGCAAAACAUGAAGCAGACGUAUGACUUAAGUUGGCAGGAGGAGUUACCCGUGUUCCUGCGGUGCUUCACAGUAGGCUGGGCAUGUACACGUAUAUUGUCUCGAGGAGUCGAGAUACUACAGAGGCUACGUCGCUAUGAGGAUGCAGUGGACGAGCUGCGGUCUCUUUUGUCUCAGUCAGUGUUCUGUCCAGACAGCAGAGGGCGCUGGUGGGACAGACUUGCACUCAAUCUCCAGCAGCACCUAAAAUGCCAUGAGCAGGCCAUCUACGCCAUCAGGGAUGGAUUAAAUGAUCCACUGGUCCGGACAGGUCACCGUUUGUCACUGCACCAGAGAGCCACCAGAAUGAAGGAGUCAGCGAGUUGUAAGAAGUACCGCCUGCUGCUCCGAGACCUUCCUUCUGUCCGUGUGCACAGUGUUACUCAUGUUACAAUCCGAGGCCAGCUUUUUCCACACGAGGGCGGUAUGGGCAAAUCGGUGUUCCUCAGGCCUGCUGUUGGGCACGAAGGCUCUGGAGAAGGAGGCGAUGCCAUGGUCAUGUGCUCUGUAGAGGAGCUGGCUUUGGCGCACUACAGAGAACUCGGCUUCGAUCAAGGCAUUCACGGAGAAGGCUCGACAUUCUCCACUUUGUUUGGCCUUCUGAUGUGGGACGUUGUCUUCAUGAACGUCUCGGAUGUCUUCAGAACAUCCUAUCAGACGUGUCCUCUGGACUUGUACACCGACUGUUUCUACGAGAAUCGAAAGGAGGUCAUCGAGGCCCGUGCUGAGCUGUUGUCCGAGGCGUCCACGGAAACACUGCAGCAGCUGCUGGCUGAUGUGUGGAACUCACAGGAGGGAAGAGUUUGUGCACUUGUUAACUGGGAGCGAUUCUCUUGUCUUCAGCAAGCCCAGAGCUUAGUAGGAUGUCUGGGAGGACGAUUUUUAAGUGGAGUCGUUCUUAGAAUGGCAAAAGACUACAGACACAGCAAAGGAGGGCUUCCUGACCUGGUUGUGUGGAACGCUUCAAAUAACAGCUAUAAGCUAGUGGAGGUGAAGGGCCCUAAUGACCGUCUGUCCCAGAAACAGCAGCUCUGGCUGGAUGAGCUGCAGAAACUGGGUGCUGAUGUUGAAGUGUGUCACGUCACUGCUGUUGGAGCUCGUGGAGCGCGGCUGGAAUAGAAACGAAAAUUGCCUCCAUGCAUACUGCUGCACGAAUGGACAGAACAUUUCACUCAUGCUGGUAAAUUUUCUCUGAAGACUGUUGAGAUGGGCCUUGUAUGGAUGUGCUGGUUUAAUGCAACAGUACUUCUGAUACUUGUUCUCUGCUCAAACUAUAACACUACCACAUGUAUUAAGUAUAAUACAUACAGCGCCCUCCACAAUUAUUGGCACCCCUGGUUAAGAUCUGUUAAAAGCUUUAAAAUAAAUUGUUUUUAUUGCAGGAGCAUAAUCUCACACUGAAAAUUGUAGAAAAAUGCAACCUUUAACUCAAGUGAAUUUAAAAAAAAAAUCCCUGACUAAGAAAUAUUUUUCAUAAAAUCACCUGUUACACAAUUAUUGGCACCCAUAAUUCCUAGAAAAUAAAUGUAAUUGAAGCAUUUCUGUCAUUUCUACAGUAGUUUAUAAAGUUGAUCAGAGUAUCCAGGAACCUUUAAUUAGUAAUUCAUCACAUCCUGUUUCCCUGGGGUAUAAAUAUGAUGUGACACAGAGGCCUAUUUCUCUUAUCCACUCUUCAACAUGGGAGAGACAAGAGAACACACCAUUCAAGUAAGGCAGAUGUGUGUCGACCUUCAUAAGUCAGGCAAUGGCUACAAGAAAAUAGCCACUCGCCUACACCUGCCCAUAUCUACAGUCAGAGGAAUCAUCAAGAAUUUAAAACAACUUGAACAGUGGCAAACAAGCCUGGACGGGGAUGCAAGUUUAUCUUGCCACCACGCACAGUGAGGAGGAUGGUAAGAGAAGUAAAAAGUUCUCCAAAGCUCACUGUUUGAGAAUUGCAUCAAAGAGUAGCAUCUUAGGGUCACAAAGGCUACAUCCACACGACAACGAGAUUUUAUUUAAAAAAAUAUUGCGUCCACAUGGGCAACGGAUCAGUAAAAUAUCAGGUACAUAUGGCAACGCUUGCUGAAAACGAUGCAAUACACAUGCCACACCUCUGCGUGCGCUGUAAGACGGUCCCAUCGGAGACACCAGAACAAUAGAAGAAGUAGGACGCAUGCGCAUAAACCCCUUCUUCUACCCUACGUGAAGCACUCAGGAACAAACACACAACAACAAGAAGAAGAUGGCUGCGACUACGCGAGGAAAUCGUGCCUUCUGUGUGUACAAAUUAGUUUUAUUAGUGUGCAUAGUUUUAUAUAACUUAAUUUUCUUAUUGUGUGUGAACAUUUUGAAAAGCAUUUUUAUAUAAUUUAUAUAACUUUUUAUAUUGUGUGUGAACAUUUUGAAAAGCAGUCUUAUCCAAUAAAAAAAAAUGAAAUUCAAGAAAUGGCUCAGUUACUUGUUUAUUUAAAAGAAAAGCUGUAUACAAAAGUGAAUGCAAUGCAGUGGUUCAUACAAAACAGUGAGAGUGCUGCUUGUUCUAGUCAUGUGGUUGUGACGUCAUCGUAAACAAAUCCGUUCUACUCAUCCAGACGACUUCGCAACGGCGCCGUUGCCAGAUUUUUCCACUCUGGAACCCGUUCUCAAAAAAUAUCGUUUUGGGGCACCCAAAACGCCGGUGCCGUGUGGACGCCAGGCCGAAACGAUAAACAAUUUUAUCAGAUUCACCUGAAUCCGUUGCCGUGUGGACAGGGCCAAAGUCUCCAUAACAACCAUCAGGUGCUAUCUACGUGCCAACAAGCUGUUUGGGAGGCAUGCACGGAAAAAGCCUUUUCUCACUUACAAGCAUAAACGUAAACAUCUGGAGUUUGCUAAGCGGUACUGGGACCAUGUGCUUUGGUCAGAUGAGACCAAGAUAGAGCUUUUUGGCAACAAACACUGUUGACGCAACACAAAAGAUGAGUAUGCGGAAAAGCACCUCAUGCCCACUGUGAAGUAUGGGGGAGGAUCGGUGAUGCUGUGGGCCUGUUUCUCUUCCAAAGGCCCCGGGAACCUUGUCAGGGUGCAUGGCAUCAUGAACUCUUUUUGAAAUACCAGGACAUUUUAAAUCAAAAUCUGGUGGCCUCUGCCUGAAAGCUGAAGAUGGGUCGUCACUGGGUCUUUCAGCAAGAUAAUGACCCUAAACAUGUGGCCAAAUCUACACAAAAAUGGUUCACCAGACAUAAAAUCAAGCUCCUCCCAUGGCCAUCUCAGUCCCCAGACCUCAACCCAAUUGAAAACCUGUGGGGUGAGCUGAAGAGGAGAGUGCUCUGGACGAUUUAGAGAGAUUGUGCAAAGAGGAAUGGUCGAAGAUCCCUCUCUCUGUAUUCUCCCAUCUUGUGAAAUGUUAUAGAAGAUUAAGUGCUGUCUUGUUGGCAAAAGGGUGUUGUACAAAGUAUUAACAUGAGGGGUGCCAGUAAUUGUGGCACACAUGAUUUCAUGUAAAAGAAUUAUUUCUUAAUGUGGGAUUCCCCCCCCCCACUGAAUAAAUGCACUUGAAUUAAAGGUUGGAUUUUUCUUUUUUUGCAUUGUUGUCCUAUAUUUAUUUAUUUAUUUUUUUAAAAAAUGAAUUUAUUAGAAGCCUAAGAACAUAUCUUAACGAGGGGUGCCAAUAAUUGUGGAGGGCGCUGUAGUAUGAAGAGAUGAUUGAAUUUCUGUGGCUGCUGGUUUAGCUGUUUCAUUCAUUUUUUUUUUAAAUAUAAAUUAUACUUGUAUUGAAAUUCUGGGAGAAAAUAAUGAAUAAUUAA